AUGUCGUCGUCUAUCGUGUUGAAAUUAUGCGUAACAUGGAGUUUACUAACGAGUUGCUGCUCUUACACCGAAGAUAUUGCGCGGUAUCGUUAUCACGUCGGAGGAAAGAGAUACGGAAGUGGUGAGAUGUACGCGAUGCCUGCGAUACGAAGAUGGAGAGAAGAAGCGGAACCGAGCGGCGGACCUUUUCCCUCAAGGAGGGACACGCAGCUCCAGCCUUACGUAAGAUUAACGAAAGUGGAGCAGCAAGGGGAACAACCGGAUCCGUUGAUCGCCAUCUCCGAGACGUUGGGCGCGCUCAACACCGUCGGCAGUUACAUCGUCAAUAUGACCAGAGGCAUGGAAAACUCGAGUUACCCGCCCAAGGAAUUACCUUCCGCUAUAUAUACCAUCUCCAAGAAUAUUCUAGGACGCAACGUAACGGAGAGCAUCGCACCGUUGGUCCGAGGAGUGGGUUUGCCCCUGAGAGCCUCGCCGAUCGGGGACUCCUCCUCGUUGGAGAUCGAAAAGGAAUCGGCGAGUGGCGCGGCUGGAUGCACCACGGCCGAUGGUAAUCCCGGAAAGUGUCAGGAUCUGAGCAAUUGCCCUCAACUGUUGCUCGACUUGACCAAACUCAGACAAUCGUUGUGCUUCAAAAGUCUGUUCGUGCCGGGUGUUUGUUGUCCGUCGACGGACAAAACGGAUGCCGGCGGAACGGUAAACAGGUAAACAGGCAACCACACACAGAUCAUCCUUAUUACGUCGCACGCUCCUCUACGAAAAUCGAAAUUUUCGUUACGUCCUCGACCAGUUCGGCUCAGUCUGCCGCCGCCAACCACCACACCCUCCAAUUCUGCCGGCCUGUUGUUAACUACUUCCGUUCGUCCGUCUUCGUCCUCGAGCAACCAAUCCAACAGCCCCCUCGAUAAUAUAAUACACGACGACGAAGAAUGCGGAGUGAGAAACUCGGGCAAGUAUCGAGUUGUCGGCGGAGAAGAAGCUCUACCAGGACGUUGGCCCUGGAUGGCGGCGAUAUUCCUACACGGCUCGAAACGCACCGAAUUCUGGUGCGGCGGAUCUUUGAUCGGAUCGCGACACAUUCUCACCGCGGCUCAUUGCACCCGCGAUCACCGUCAACGGCCAUUCGCCGCGAGACAGUUCACCGUACGACUCGGAGACAUAGAUCUCGAGAGGGACGACGAACCGUCUGCCCCGGAAACCUACACGGUCAACCAGAUUCACGCGCAUCCAAAAUUCUCCCGUGUUGGAUUUUACAACGACAUCGCGGUACUCGAGCUGACCAGGCCUGUUAGAAAAUCUCCUUACGUCAUUCCGAUCUGUCUACCGCAGAUGCGCUACAGAAACGAGCGAUUCGCCGGCGCUAGACCCACCGUUGUCGGUUGGGGUACCACUUACUACGGUGGUAAAGAGAGCACGGUUCAACGGCAAGCGGUGCUUCCGGUAUGGAGGAACGAAGACUGCAACGCGGCUUACUUUCAACCGAUCACCAGCAAUUUCCUAUGCGCCGGUUAUAGUCAAGGUGGGAAAGAUGCCUGCCAGGGUGAUUCGGGUGGGCCGCUUAUGCUCAGGGCCGACAGCCGAUGGAUUCAAAUUGGUAUCGUUUCGUUCGGUAACAAGUGUGGAGAACCUGGAUAUCCGGGAGUUUACACGCGUGUCACCGAAUACACAGACUGGAUAAAGAAUAAUGUCAAUUGA
Molecule: messenger RNA, 1695 nt
Organism: Habropoda laboriosa
Lineage: Eukaryota; Metazoa; Arthropoda; Insecta; Hymenoptera; Apidae
Product: proclotting enzyme-like
Biological process (GO): proteolysis
Molecular function (GO): serine-type endopeptidase activity
Source: RefSeq, a predicted model, not a curated record